Messenger RNA from Glossina fuscipes, 1867 nucleotides. RefSeq names its product LHFPL tetraspan subfamily member 3 protein (gene Tmhs). The coding region runs from base 1011 to 1841 and encodes 276 amino acids. Gene Ontology annotation, biological process: sensory perception of sound. The transcript is spliced from 6 exons. Lineage: Eukaryota; Metazoa; Arthropoda; Insecta; Diptera; Glossinidae. Gene Ontology annotation, cellular component: plasma membrane. The record is from RefSeq and is a predicted model, not a curated record.
UAAUUUAUGAUCGGCAAAAAAAAAAAUUUCAGUUUUAAAACCUGUAUUUUUUUUAUUUAUUUAUUUUUGUUUUGUGCGCUGAAUUUGUGUACGCGAUUAUAUAUUGUGUGUAUGCAAGUGUGUACGUGUGAAAGAAGAGCCCAAAACCCAAGCAACCUUCGCAGAAUCUCGCAUCUUAACCACUUUUUUGUUUGGUCUUAUUUGUUGUUGUUUUUGACUGUUUUUGCGAAUAAGUUUUUAUCAAAGUAGUUUUUGUUGUUUUGUUAACGUUUUCAUAGUUACAUGCUUACGACUUGCGAGUACUUUGUUUGUUUACUAAGUAAUAGUUGUAGCAGCCGAAGUAGUAGUAAAACAACUAUUGCUUACUUGUGUGCGUUUAUGGGCUUGGGAAUAAGUUUGCAGUGAAUUGCGGUUAAUAAUAAUAAUAUUUGAAAAAAGGAAAAAAAAAAAAGAAACCAAUCACAUACUUAAGCUUGAACGUAAUGUUUGGCAAACUCUGUGAACGAAUUGCAUUAAAUCGAAUUAUUAUCUCACAAAAUAUAAAAAAAAUUUUUUUUUUUUUAUUAAAUUCAUCUUAAUACAAGUCAUGUAUUGUUUGGGAGUUUCCAGAAAACCUAAAAAUUGCAAUUAAUUAUUGUUGGCGUCUGGAGAAUUGAAUGUGAAAACAAAGACAAUAAUCAGUUAACAGAGGCUAACAAAGAAAGUCAAAAAAGAAAGUUAUAACAACUAGAAAACUUACGGAAUUCUUUUGCAUCAUCAUCAUCAUCAUCAUCAUCAUCAUCGUUAUCAUCAUAAAAACGCGUUGCGCGCUUUUACAAUAUAACUUCAGUUCUCGUUUUCUUUGCCGCCUGUUUCUUGUUCUUUAUUGUCGCACUUUUUCCACUUUUCUACUUUGAUUACAAAUUACCGACACAUCUGGUCUGUUUUGUCGUCACUCUUGCUGCCGUAACUUCAGUUAGUUAAAAAAAAAAAUUGAAGCAUUACGUACGCACAUAAACAAAUAUAAAAAAAUGGGUACAAAGAUUGAAUACGUUGACAGCACACAUCUGUAUGCAACCAAAUAUAUACGUAAUUCCAAAGCCAUUGCUGUUCUCUGGGCCAUAUUCACUAUAUGUUAUGCUAUUAUUGGUAUUGUGGCAUUUGUCACACCAGAAUGGGUGGGUGAUCCGGAUAGCGAGAGCGCUGGCCGUUUGGGUCUUUGGCAAGUAUGCCAAAAGGAUGAAAUAUUUGAUAAUUGCCAGCGCAGAUGGGAGAAUAUAAUUGCAGUUCCAACAUUUUCAUUUCAGCUGGCCACGUUAUUUAUGGCUGCUUCGGUGAUAUUGGCUUUACUUACAAUUUGUUUCUUAAUAUUAGUUAUAUUUAUGAAAUCGACACGAGUCUUUCAUGUAUGCGGUUGGAUGCAAAUCGUUUCAUCGAUUUGCAUGAUAGUUGCUUGUUGUGCUUUUCCAUUCGGUUGGAAUUCCGAUGAUUUUCGUAAAAUAUGCGGACCAGAAGCGAAUCGUUUCGAAUUAGGUCUAUGCGGUAUACGUUGGGCUUAUCCUCUUGCCAUUAUCGGAUGCAUAGACGGUGUCGUGUUGUCAACAUUAGCAUUUAUAUUGGCCACUCGACAUGUACGACUCCAGCCGGAUCCUUUAUAUCAAAAUUCAUUAUUUAAAGGAGAAAUCAACAAUGGUUAUAUAACCGAUGCAGUAAGUUUAGCUGGUUCACGUAAAAAUCUUAAUUUACAACCGAUAUUAUUGGUGGCACCGCCAGGUGAUGAUACUUUGUCACAAUUUUCAAGUCGUACGCCCAAUCAUCGAUAUAAUCGACCGGAUUAUCACAACUCUAUGCAUCAAUUUUAGUUAAUAGCUUAGUUAGUGAUACUGCA